AGUGCACCACUGGAGCUUUCUCUGCAAGGACUCCUCUGAUCACCACGGGGCUUGGAGGCAAAAUGAAGCGAAGCCACAAUUACAGUUCAUCGGACAGCGACCUGGACGACAAUGUUGAGGUGGAGAAAGACAGUGGCGACGAAAAUGGACAAAUUGAUUCUCACGGCUCGAUGUCACCCUCCACAACCACCCAAGUUCAAGCCAGAAAAAGGCGCAGAGGGAUUAUUGAGAAACGGAGACGUGACCGGAUCAACAACAGUCUGUCAGAACUGAGGAGACUGGUGCCAAGUGCUUUUGAGAAACAGGGAUCGGCUAAACUGGAAAAAGCAGAAAUAUUGCAAAUGACUGUGGACCAUUUGAAGAUGCUUCAUGCGUCUGGUGGCAAAGGUUACUUUGAGGCACAUGCUCUUGCUAAGGAUUACCGCAGCCUGGGCUUCAGGGAGUGCCUGGCAGAGACAGCUCGUUACCUGAGCAUCAUUGAGGGUCGGGACAGUACAGACCCCCUCCGUCUGCGCUUGGUGUCCCACCUCAGCAACUACGCCUCUCAGAGGGAGGUGCACACUGGACUGGAACAUUUAGCCUGGGGCUCUGCCUACGGAACUCCCCCUGCCCAUCUCCCCCAUCCCCUCCUCCUACAACACCCACAGGGCAGGACACCUGCAUCCAGAAGCAACAGUAGCCCACCCUCCUCCUCCUCCUCCUCUUCUUCCCCUACAUCUUCCUCCUCCUCCGCUGAGGCAUCUGGAACAUCCAGACUCAGUGUCAUGGCCCCCACAGAGUCCCUCAGGGUAUCUCCCAACGGCUCGCUGCCCCUCAGUCUGUCUGUGCCAACAUCCAAGCUUUCGCCACCACUGCUCUCAUCCCUCUCUUCGCUUACGGCCUUCCCCCUCUCCUUUGGUGCUUUCCCUCUCGUCUCCCCGACGGCCCUCAGCACAGUGAGCCCCUCCUCCAGCCUGUCAAAGCCUUACAGGCCUUGGGGCACAGAGAUUGGGGCCUUCUGAAGUGAACAACUGGACUGAAGGCAACAGCUGAGCUGUGCCCACCACCACAGACUUGGCAGGACGAUCUGCCUCAUCUGUUUUUAUAGCAAUAAAACACAGGGGAACAAAGCAAACUGGUUUUAUUUUAUUAAGUAUAAAGAAUAAGUGGGAGAGGUUCCUGAAGGAUGUAAUUGCCACUCAGUGUGUCAUUACUUUUAUCAAGAAAGAAAUUCUAAAUGAUUUUUUUGUUAUUAGUUUAAAUUGAUAACUAAUUUAGUUAACACGUACUGUCUCCAGGUUGAGGAAUGAUAUGAUGAUAUGAUGUAUGGGCCAUACACAGAUUUACUGUAAGCAAAAAUUUAUAGGUAAUAUUUUGUAGACCAUAUACUGAAACUUCUACAUUUGUCAAGCACGGAUGUCUGUAUUUAACAUAAUGUAGAGUUAUUUAAUUCGGUCUGCUUCUUUAGCGGUGUCAGAACUUGUGGAAAUGAAUAUGCAUAUUGUAUGUGCCAUUGUUGGAAAACUAACUACCUGAGAAUUGGAAACUUGCAUUCUUGUAUCUAUUUGUGAGAUUUUUGGACCAAUAAAUUGCGUUAA
This is a messenger RNA of Toxotes jaculatrix (banded archerfish), 1577 nucleotides long. RefSeq names its product hairy/enhancer-of-split related with YRPW motif protein 1-like. Gene Ontology annotation, biological process: regulation of transcription by RNA polymerase II; regulation of neurogenesis; Notch signaling pathway. Gene Ontology annotation, molecular function: protein dimerization activity; DNA-binding transcription factor activity, RNA polymerase II-specific; RNA polymerase II cis-regulatory region sequence-specific DNA binding. Bases 63 to 1001 code for a protein of 312 amino acids. NCBI's taxonomy places the organism in Eukaryota, Metazoa, Chordata, Actinopteri, Toxotidae. The record is from RefSeq and is a predicted model, not a curated record. Gene Ontology annotation, cellular component: nucleus. The transcript is spliced from 5 exons.